This is a messenger RNA of Blumeria graminis f. sp. triticale, 303 nucleotides long. The record is from the annotation of a GenBank genome assembly. Lineage: Eukaryota; Fungi; Ascomycota; Leotiomycetes; Helotiales; Erysiphaceae.
AUGAUCCGGCUACACCGAAGACACGAAGCUCGUAGAGCAGACCCAUUUCUACUCCGCCAAAAAGCUCAAAGGCUGACUCCCGAUCCAUCCCUUGUAAUCGACGCAUGGCAGGUGCUGUCAGGCGUUGCAUUGCUCACCGAAUCGCCAGCAAAAGCGGCUAGUAUUUUACAGCACAGGAAAGCUAUUGCUGCACGAUUUUGGAAUGCUUCUAUGGAAAGACAAAGGACUGGGACGACAUUUGUUGUCGGUCCUAUUUCGAAGAAAGUCAACACGAGUUGGAAAUUUAGAUUGAAAAUGUUGUGA